This is a messenger RNA of Mya arenaria, 1847 nucleotides long. RefSeq lists its product as uncharacterized. Gene Ontology annotation, cellular component: nucleus; axon; postsynaptic density. Bases 49 to 1545 code for a protein of 498 amino acids. The record is from RefSeq and is a predicted model, not a curated record. Gene Ontology annotation, biological process: regulation of dendrite morphogenesis; central nervous system development; regulation of mRNA stability. Gene Ontology annotation, molecular function: mRNA 3'-UTR binding; protein homodimerization activity; translation regulator activity. Lineage: Eukaryota; Metazoa; Mollusca; Bivalvia; Myida; Myidae. The transcript has 6 exons.
UUUAUGUUUGAUGAUAACAGUUUAAGUGCACAAAUAUAAACUUUUAAAAUGGCGACAGCACAAGAUCAGUGUGAAAUGUGCUUUGAGGAAACUCCAGUUGGAUAUUGCAAGACAUGUGGGCACAUUGGAGAAGCGUGUAUGGGAUUUCAUAAAAGAAGAAAGGCAUUUCAAAACCACACCGUCAAUAUGUAUGAAGAAGAUAUUGAAAAGGUGAAGAAAAUUAUGCGAGACUUCACUGAAGACUGUUGCAAAGAACAUCCGACUGAGAAAUCUAGUUUUCUUUGUAAAGUUCACGAUUGUGUGAUUUGUGUUCAAUGUAUACAAUCGGGACAUCUUUCAUGUGGAGAACAAGUUGUUGACUUACUAAAGGAGGCGGGAACGAUGCAUUGCGACAUAAUAAAUCAUAUGCACGAAACUUUAACUGAGCUUAGGGAUGCUUGUAUGUGUUUGAAGGAAGAAAGCAAACGUAAACAAGAAACAAGUCAACUGCAAGCUGAAGCAUGCUAUUCAGAUCUUGAUAGUUUGGAAACUAGACUGAAACGUUCCAUAGAAGAUAUAACUAGAAAUGAAAGAAAAGAAAUAUGCACAUUUCAAGACGAAAACAUCGAAGCAUUUUCCUGCAUUGCAUCCGUUUGCGAGAGAAACUUAGUUUUGGCUGAUGAAGAGGAGGAACAAAAUACAAAGUUUGUAAACAGUUCUUCUACUGGCCAGCUGUAUCUAAGGAGCAAAGCAUUUAAUAAGACAGUGUCGGAGGCCAAAUUGCAGAUGAAAGAACUUGAACACAAGAAGACUUUUAAAAUGUUUUGCCUCAAAGAUAACAAUGAAGCUCUAAACAGCUUGUUCGACAUUUUGAAAGACGUUUGCAGCAUCGAGGAGGAAGUUGAUGGCAGCGAUGACGGUAGCACUGUAACACACGUCGGCGGGAUCGCAGCUUCAGAUAAACACAAGAAAAGAAAGAUAAAAAGCGGUCAUGUGGAAGAGUUUCGUGUAAAGUACACCCUGAUGGGCCUCGCGAUAGGGAAACAAGGAGCGAACAUUAAGCAGGCAGAACAAGUAAAGGGGGUGACUUAUAUCGAUAUCAAUAAGAAGACAUGUACGUUCAAAGUCUACGGGAAGACGGAGGAAGUAUGUAAGCGGGCGCGAGAAAUGUUAGAGUAUGCAGAGGAAACUUACCAGGUCCCAAUGGAUCUUGUGGCCAGGGUGAUCGGAAUGAAGGGCAAGAACAUUCAAGACAUUGUCGACAAAUCGGGCAUAUUGCGAGUGAAAAUCGAUGGGGCUAAGAAAGGGGAUGAGUCGCGGCAGGACUGGCUUCAUCGGCAUGCGACGUUCACCUUUGUGGGUACUGUGAUGAAUAUUAGCAACGCGCAGAUGCUUUUGGAAUACAGCAUUGAUCACCUAAGGGAGGAUGAGAGACUACGCAAGGAAACACUGGCAAUCGACAAGCGAUUACGCAGCCAUUCCCGUAUCACCCCAUCUCACGGGAACGUUGGUGGAAAAGUAUCGACCAAAAAUCUAGAGCCCGAGAAAACGACCGUAGGAGAGUGAUUUGCGGUGAAAGGGGAAGUCACGCAGAUACGAUGUUGAAUGACUGCUUGAAGUUUGAGACUGUGCUGUGAAGUUUAAGAGUAAAAUUUCCCAUCAAUUUGCGAAUUUUAGGAAUAAUUUAUUAUCCUAGGCGAAAAUACAAUAAAAACAAAACUGGCAUUUUCAUAUUUCUUUACUCUUUACACCUAGCAUAGAUAUGCUUAAAUUCAAUCAUAGGCUAUUAAAAUGCCCACUAGUUGCUUAUCCAUAAAAGUUCGGUUCCUUCCGAAAACCAGCCAGAGCCGCCUAUGCACGGCAGGAUA